AUGGCAGAUGCAGCCAACACCAAACUUAGAUAUUACCGUGGCACCUGUUUUGGGUGUCGAAAGUGUCUAUAUUGCGCAGUUGAUUUGAGAAAUACUACUUGUAAAUGUAAAUUAUCCUUAGUGCCCACAAAAAAAAAUCGAACAGAUUUAAUGAAACAAGCAUAUACACGCAUCUUUGAACCUACCUGGGUAGCACCCAUGUAUGAAUAUAUUUAUGGAAAAGUUAUGGAAUAUAAUUACCAAAUAAACGUGAAAAAAACUUUUCGGUUUUCUCUUUGUGGACGAUGCCACAAUGUUUUGGUGAAAUUGAAUUCCAAGGCUAAAAAAAAAAAAACAACUAGGUCACCUUCUCCUUCAAUAUCCGUUGCAGCAAGUGAAGAUAGAAUCAACGAAAAUGAAAUGAGUAGUGAAGAAGAUGAUGAAUCCGAGUUUGCAUUAGCUUACAAAUUAUUUGUUAAAACAGCUGAUGGAAUUUCAUUACCUGCUAAAUGGUUCCAAGAAUCCGUAUCAACAGUUGAUGAAUUUCUUUCAUCCGUUCACAAUAAAAUUCACUUGAUGACCAAGGAUAAUACUAUUAUGCCAAGUGAUUACUUCGUGACAUUCAAAACACAAAGAGAGACAGGUGCCGGCACUCAGUUGGUCGAUGAACAAGAUUUCAUCAAGUUCAAAUCCGAAUAUACAAAAUUAGCUGCUAGAAAAAGUGAUAUUGGGAUUUAUGUUACAAUUUCACAACCAUCUAUCACUUCUCAAAAUAAGCAAAAAAAAAAGGAAUCAGACUUAGGUGAACACGAAGAAAAUACUGAACGAUCCAACAAUUACAAGAACAAUAAUCGAGUCCCAAGUGUUUCAUCUUUAUCUGCACAAGACAAAGAAAUUGCCAAAAACAACAAAGGGCUAGCUACAGUCGAAAAUCCUCCAACACAUCCUCUUUUUUCCUAUGCUAGUUUAUCAUCAAAAAAGCUAUGCUCAAAAUUACCAUCUACAUCAUCACCACAAAUGCCACUGGUUUUACCACCUUCGCUAUCACCGCAAGUGCAACCACUGUCACCGGAUGUACAAUUGUCACAAUCACCACAAGCACAACUUAUGCAACUACAACAAUCGCUACCUCAAGUACAACCUCAAGUACAACUAUCACAACAAUUGCCAUAUCAAGUACAACAAUCGCCACAAGCACAACUUAUGCAACCACCAUCGCAAGUACAACUACUACAACAAUCACUAUCGCAAGUACAAAAAUCACCACAAGCACAACUUAUGCAACCACCGCAAAUACGACUACCACAACAAUCACUUCCACUAUCGCAAGUACAACAAUCACCACAAAUGCAACUAUUACAACAAUCGCCACCACUAUCACAAGUACAACUAUUACAACCAUUACCACAAGGACAUCCCCAACUAAUUUUAUCACCAUUUUCAUUACAACAAUCAUUUCUACCAUCACUAUCAGCGCCACAAUACAAUUGGGCUUUUGGAGCUCAACAAUUUCAAUCGCAUCAACCAACUUUAUAUAAUCCGUAUCAAACAUUGCCUCAUAUUUCGACACAGUCUCAUACUAUUCAAUCUAACCCAUAUGUCUCUUUUACUUUACCUACUAUGGCAGAAUUUCUAAAAGAAGUAGACGAAGGAGAAGAAACUGGCGAUCAUUAUCAAAGUUUUUUGGAAAAAUUUAAUGCACAACGAAUUUUAGUAAAACGAUUAAAAAGACUAACAGAUGAGGAAUUUGCACUAUGUGGAGUAGAGACUAUUGGCGAACGACAAACUCUUCGUGAAUAUGUUGAAAAGUAUCAAAAAUUAUAA
Molecule: messenger RNA, 1803 nt
Organism: Dentiscutata erythropus
Lineage: Eukaryota; Fungi; Glomeromycota; Glomeromycetes; Diversisporales; Gigasporaceae
Source: the annotation of a GenBank genome assembly